AUGCAAUCAAUACUCACCACUGGCUUGCCUAAACCGUUCCACGGUUCAAAGGAUGCACAGUUCUUGCAGCUCAGUGGCUCUUCCUCUGGAGAGUUGAUCCUUUUUACAUAUACUCCUACUUCUUCAGAUAAAUCAGAUGUCCACCAGGAGUCCUUCCUUCUCUUUACUGGGGCGAAGAAUGAGGAAUUAUAUAAUGAGCCUGGCCAGGUUGUUUGUUGCACGCAUGACUUGAGCCAGAUAACUCGAUUCUUCGAUCGAAAGCUCCAUAUCCAUGUUCGCUCCCCGACAAACACCUAUCCUUGCACUAAGACCUACAGCUUGAACACGUGCACUCCAAAGUUUGCCUCCCUGAUAACGCUUAAUACGGGCCAAUCUGUCUUAGUGGUUUUGGGGGCUUUAGUUCAGAAGCUGUCUUCAAAUGAGGUUUCAAAGUACUUCAGCACAUGCUCUCAUCAAGAUCCAGUCAAGAUUGCUGCCUCAUAUACUUUUCUUUAUGUUUUACACAGAGAGACUGGCUCUCAGAUCAACUCCUUCUUGAUACCAAUCAAGCGAAAGAAUAGCAUCGCUGAUAUAGCUUACGAUACAGCCGGGCUUCUUCAUAUCUACUACAGGAAUAGCCAGGCAAUUCUUCUAGAGCUUACUGUGAAGCCCUUGGAGUUUUACAAUCUAGAGUUUACAAAGGAUACCGUCUCUCUAUUAGAUUCACGCGGAGAGUCUGUUAGGCCUCUCUCUCCUUCAGUCACACAAAGUACUCUUCGGCUGGAGGCGCUUCAUGCUUCUAGAAUAAGCGCAUCAGGGCCUCUCUUUGGAAGACUAUCCUUUUCUUCACUUACCCUGCAUAUACUCUGUGACUAUGUUAGUGCCAAGUGCAUUUGUCAUGUGUACGAGGAAGACUCAGAAUCCAAUGAGGUUUACACCCUCUUCAACGAGACCCUCUCUAAUACAGCACUAUGGAUAUCUUCACAGCAUGAUAAGUUGUACUAUGUGAAUUCGGGCGCACCAACCCUUCAAGUGCUCGACGUCGCUGAGCUGAUGGGGUAUGUGCUACAGAAAAAGCAAUCUCUUUGCAGAUUUACUUGGACAAGUGAUAACGCAAAAUUCUUCAAGGGGUUCUGUGAGUCAUCUUCGUCCCCAAUAACACUAAUCAGUAGAGAAGACUUUGAAGUAUACCUAGAAGCGCUACAAAAUCAGCAACAGACAGCAUCAAUCACCAGUCAGUCAAACGCUCCUGAUGAUUCUAAUGUUCUCGAAUCUAACCCAUCGCUUCUGGCGGACUUUUCAGUACUGUCUAACUCCGUUAUCUCCGAGCUUGCACAAGAGCGUUCUGACUCUGCUGAACUGGAUACGGCAAUGGAGCGUGACGCCGUCAAUGCCACGGGUACAGAUGUACCCAAUUCAUCAUUUGACGACCUAUCUGCACGUGUGCUUACUCUCGAGGAGACCCUACGGAUACAGUCUGCGGAUCAUCGGAAGCUGAUCAAAGAGCUGGAAGAGUUUUACGAUGCAAUUGGUAGUAUUGCAGACAAACAGGCCAAGCUAUCGAGGAAGCUUGACGACUUUAUGAAAGUGCACAUGAAGGACACACCAGCGAGCUUGGUGGACGCAGCAAAAGUAGCACCUAUUGGUAUGUCCGCCACGUCAAAGGAUCAGGCACAAACACUAGGAGAGAAUCUGAAGACCUUGGCAGUGACAUUAUAUAGAAUUGUGGUUGAUCUUACCGGUCUUGCUGUUAAACUAGUCGAGCGGUUUGGUGCUAAGCUGUCAAUGCGCAAGGACAUGUAG
This is a messenger RNA of Giardia duodenalis, 1782 nucleotides long. RefSeq lists its product as uncharacterized. NCBI's taxonomy places the organism in Eukaryota, Fornicata, Diplomonadida, Hexamitidae. The coding region runs from base 1 to 1782 and encodes 593 amino acids. The record is from RefSeq and is a predicted model, not a curated record. The transcript has a single exon.